AUGGGUAAAGCGGGCCAACUAGAAGUAGUUGAGACGGUUGCAUUGACAAUGCCUUUCAAGCCAGAUGCAGCUGUUUGGCGGGCAUUGUUCUCAACAAGUGCAUAUCAUGGGAAGACCGACUUUGCUUGGAAGAUGAGAGACAAAUUGUUGGAGAUCAACCCUAAUCACGAUUCGGCUUAUGUCCUUUUAGCAAAUGCAUUUGAAAGUGCAGGGAGGUGGGACGAGGUGAAAGAAGAGUGGAAGACAAUGAAGGCCAAGAAAGUAAGGAAGGAAGGCGGGAGGAGUUGGAUUGAAGUUCGUGGGGAGGUUCAUGUGUUUUUGGCCGAAGAUAGGACGCACGAAAGAAGGGAUGAGAUUUAUGAAAAGUUAGCGAAGCUGAUGGAAGAGAUUGAAAGGCUAGGAUAUGUGCCUGUGUGGAAUGAAAUGCUACACGAAGUAGAUGAGAAGCAAAAAAGAAAAGUACUUUUGUAUCACAGUGAGAAGCUGGCACUUGCGUUCGGGUUGUUGAGUAGAUAA
Messenger RNA from Ipomoea triloba (trilobed morning glory), 516 nucleotides. RefSeq names its product pentatricopeptide repeat-containing protein At2g22070-like. The transcript has a single exon. Gene Ontology annotation, biological process: RNA modification. The record is from RefSeq and is a predicted model, not a curated record. Bases 1 to 516 code for a protein of 171 amino acids. Gene Ontology annotation, molecular function: RNA binding; zinc ion binding; protein binding. NCBI's taxonomy places the organism in Eukaryota, Viridiplantae, Streptophyta, Magnoliopsida, Solanales, Convolvulaceae.